ACUAAUGAAAAGAAUUCUUAGACUAAAAAAAGACAUUGAGCACUAGCAACACAGGCUAUCGGCUCUUUGACAACAUAAUUAUUAAAGAGAUAAUUAAAAAAGAAAUCAAAAAAAUAAUCAUAGAAAUAAAAAUAUUUUAAAUUUACUAUGUUUUCAUCAAAUAUGUUAAAGUGUUACCUGUUGAUGGUUGUUUACGCAAUAUUGUGUAAAAUAUGUCAAUUAAAUGCCCGACAACAUUAUAAAAAUCAUUCUUUAUUCAUAAAUAUUUCUUCAAAUUCACAAUUAAUUAACGAUCAUAUACUUUGUGGCAAUAAUGUGGAUAAAGAUACAAUUGUCAUUGGAUUCUUAGCAGAAUAUUCACAAAUGCGUGUAACCUUAGGUGGUCUGCCGUUGGCGGUGGAAGCAAUUAAUAAGGAUCCAACUUUAUUACCCGGCAAACGUUUGGCGUUUAAAGCUUUUGACGUUGGACCAAAAACUGGCCUGUAUCGUGUACAACCAAUAAGAUUUAUGACCCAAAUGAGAGAUGAAAACAUUGCUGCAUUCAUUGGACCAGAUGAAGGUUGCAUAUCGGAAGCCUUAUUAUCGUCAGCAUGGAAUAUACCAAUGAUAUCAUUUAAAUGUUCGGAUUCGUUGGUAUCAAAUAAGGAAAUAUUUCAUACAUUCGCGCGUACGUUGGCACCCGCUUCAAAGGUGUCGAAAAGUGUUAUAAGCUUGUUAAGCGCUUUUCACUGGCAGAAAUUUGCAAUUGUUGUCAGCUCAAAGCCAAUUUGGGGUGCAGAAGUAGCACGAGCCAUACAGGAACAAGCUGAAGCAGAAAAUUUUACCAUAACCCACUUUAGAGAAAUACCAGAUUAUAUACCCAUAGAGGAGACAUUGCUAAAAAUGCAAAAGAUUAUUGACGAAACUUACGCAACAACACGAAUUUACGUAUUUAUUGGUGAACACAUUGCCAUGGUUGAUUUUGUACGAUGCAUGCAAAAUCGUCAACUCCUGCAAAAUGGUGACUAUAUUAUCAUUUCGGUUGAUGAUGAAAUCUAUGAUUCUAAACGACGUGUCAAUAUAAUGGAACGGAAUUAUUUAGAUCCUUACAUACGUAAAGAGAAAAGGAAAUCAUUGGAUAAGAAUUCAUUUCGUUCGGUAAUUAAGAUAAGCAUGACGUAUCCAUUAAAUCCACAUAUACGAGAAUUGUGCAGUAAAAUUAAAGAAUACGCUCGUAAAUAUCCUUUCCUGGUACCCUAUCAUCAACGUGUUUUCGAUAAUAUUUCGGUACCGAUUUACGGAUUACAUUUAUAUGAUAGUGUUAUGAUUUAUGCUAAAGCAAUUACCGAUUUACUGCAAAUAGGUGCAGAUAUAUACGAUGGCCGCUUAGUUAUGAGUCGUAUCUUUAAUCACUCUUAUCAUUCUAUACAAGGUUUCGAUGUACAUAUAGAUGGUAACGGCGAUGCGGAGGGAAACUAUACAGUCAUAACAUUGCAAAAUGAUGGUAAUAAUGUAAACAUAGUUAGUUCAUUGGUUAGAAUGUCUAUGCAACCUGUCGGCUAUUUUGUUUACAAUAAAUUAUCCACUAUACCGGAAUUCCGAUACAUUAAAGCCAAUCGUCAUAUACAAUGGCUGAAAGGACGGCCCCCACUAGCUGAGCCAUUAUGCGGAUUUCAUGGUGAACUCUGUCGUAUGCGUAAAUUAGAUUGGCGUUAUUUGACUUCGGGUUCAUUUUUUGGAUUUUUCCUUAUUGUUGCUGCUGUUUUUCUUAUUAAGCAUUAUCGUUACGAACAAACUCUGGCUGGCUUGUUAUGGAAAAUCGAUAUGAAAGACGUGACCAUUAUCAAUAUUGACAAUAAUUUAGACUAUAACAAUUUAAAAUAUAAAAAUAUCUAUCAGAUAUAUCGUCAAAGUAUUUUAACGGGUGGAGAGACUAGUAAAAAAGCUUUUACAACCAUAGGACUGCAUCGAGGCAAUAUAGUGGCCAUGAAAAGGGUUUACAAAAAAACUGUGGAUGUCACACGGUCCAUACGCAAAGAAUUGAAGCAAAUGCGUGAGGUACGGCACGAGAAUAUCAUCAAUUUUAUAGGCGUUUCUAUUGACCAUGGCACGGUAAUGAUUUUUACCACAUAUUGUGCUCGCGGUAGCUUAGAAGAUGUUUUAGGCAAUGACGAUUUACAUUUAGAUCACAUGUUUAUAUCGUCGCUGGUCAGUGACAUAUUGAAGGGUAUGAUAUAUUUGCAUGAUUCAGACAUUAUAUCUCACGGUAAUCUACGCUCGAGUAACUGUCUUAUCGAUUCACGUUGGGUAUGUCAGAUAACGGACUUCGGUUUACAUGAAUUUAAAGCCGGUCAAGAAGAACCACAUAAAUUUUAUUUACGUUUAAAUUUUUAUAACAAGUUUUUUGUAUAUCCGAUUUUGGUAUCGGUAUAUAUAAGACUUUCUUCAUCCUUACGUAGAAAAGACUUAGAAAUAAAACGCUCCUUAUGGAAAGCUCCGGAAUUAUUAAGAGAUCCCAAUCAUCAACCUCGCGGCACUCAAAAAGGCGAUGUUUAUUCAUUCGGUAUAGUUUUGUAUGAGAUUGUUGGUCGUAAAGGACCAUGGGGUGAGACUAAUUACACACCGCAAGAAAUUUUAAAUUUUGUUAAGCAACCUGCUCGUUAUCAUCAUGGCACACUGCGGCCUUCGCUUUUACAAUUGGACAUACCACUCUAUAUGCAUCAGUGUUUACGUUCAUGUUGGGAAGAGGAUCCUGAAAUACGACCUGAUAUACGUUUAGUACGCAUGAAGUUAAAAGAAUUGCAGGCUGGCUUGAAGCCCAAUAUUUUCGAUAAUAUGCUUUCGAUUAUGGAAAAGUAUGCUUAUAAUCUGGAAGGUUUAGUGCAAGAACGCACACAUCAAUUGUAUGAGGAAAAGAAAAAAACUGAUAUGCUGCUCAAUCAAAUGUUGCCAAGGACUGUGGCCGAAUCAUUGAAACGUGGUGAGCCGGUAGAGGCUGAAUGCUUUGAUUCUGUGACCAUAUUAUUCAGUGAUAUUGUGAGUUUUACAGAAUUAUGCAGCACUAGUACACCAUUUGAGGUUGUUGAGAUGUUAAAUGAUUUGUAUACGUGUUGCGAUUCCAUAAUAUCCAACUAUGACGUAUAUAAGGUUGAAACAAUCGGUGAUGCAUAUAUGGUUGUAUCUGGCUUGCCAUUACGUAAUGGAAAACGUCAUGUGGGUGAAAUUGCUUCCUUGGCGUUACACUUAUUACAAAGUGUUACUAAUCUAAAAAUACGUCACAAGCCAACAGAAACGUUACAAUUACGUAUCGGCUUACAUUCGGGACCUUGUGCGGCGGGAGUUGUUGGCUUAAAGAUGCCACGUUAUUGUCUGUUCGGCGAUACCGUUAACACAGCGGCGCGCAUGGAAAGCUCUGGUCAGGCUAUGAAAAUUCAUGUAUCAGAGCAAACAUAUCAUUUACUGGAAAGUUUUGGUGGUUAUCAAUGCACUGAACGUGGCCUAAUCAAUAUUAAGGGUAAAGGUGAUAUGCGUACCUACUGGUUGAUAAGUCAGACUGAACAGAAUGAAUACCCAGUUGUGUAUAAUGACGCAACACCGGAUUUAAUAAGUAACAGCAGAGACAGUGAAAAUUGUACUACCGCCACGGGUAUAGAGCCUAGACAUGUUUCAUCUACAUUUAUGUACAAUAAGCAUGUGCUGCGACAAGUAGGCAGGAACAGUUUCAAUGGAAGCAGUCAACAAUUGCAACAACGUUUAUGUUACAUGAAAAGUAAUUAUUGUAAUUGCGAAACGAAAUGUCUAUAUAAUCGGCGUUCAGUUGAUGAUAAUGUAACUAAUAUUACCACUAAUGCCAGCUUAUCUCAUCAAAGGAAUAGUAAAGGUGUCGAUAGCGUUGGUAACACCAACUAUUUAUGUGUAUGUCGCCUAAAAGGUAGCAGCGGCGGCAUAUACGGACCACAACGAGGACCACGUUCAGCACCCGUUAUAACUUUUAGACUUUAAAAUUUAGGUUUAAAGCUUCUUUUUUUUUUAUAUCCAUUAACAAAAAUGGUAUUCAAAUUAUUUUCAUCCUUAUAUCCACAUAUAAAGAAGUCUAAAAAGGCGGGUCAUUCAUUCAUUCAUUCAUUCAUUCGUUUCAUUGCAAACUUGCAAAUGCGAAUGAAAAAUACUUUUAUUUAACUUUGUUAACCUUGUUCUCAAAAUUACCUGCAAACGAAUGCAGAUGAAUUUUAAAUAGUUCGUAGAUA
This is a messenger RNA of Glossina fuscipes, 4226 nucleotides long. RefSeq names its product guanylate cyclase 32E (gene Gyc32E). The record is from RefSeq and is a predicted model, not a curated record. Bases 148 to 3981 code for a protein of 1277 amino acids. The transcript is spliced from 23 exons. Gene Ontology annotation, biological process: receptor guanylyl cyclase signaling pathway; protein phosphorylation; intracellular signal transduction. NCBI's taxonomy places the organism in Eukaryota, Metazoa, Arthropoda, Insecta, Diptera, Glossinidae. Gene Ontology annotation, molecular function: protein kinase activity; ATP binding; peptide receptor activity.